Messenger RNA from Rhea pennata, 3704 nucleotides. It is a transcript of the gene SLC66A2, whose product is annotated as solute carrier family 66 member 2. The transcript is spliced from 6 exons. The record is from RefSeq and is a predicted model, not a curated record. Gene Ontology annotation, biological process: phospholipid translocation; retrograde transport, endosome to Golgi. Lineage: Eukaryota; Metazoa; Chordata; Aves; Rheiformes; Rheidae. Bases 123 to 938 code for a protein of 271 amino acids. Gene Ontology annotation, cellular component: endosome; trans-Golgi network.
GCUCGGGGAGCAGGUGCCGGCGGCGGCGCGGGCGCGGCACCGCACCGCGCCGGGGCGCCGCUGCACGGCUGAAGCGGCUGCACGUCGGGGGAGCGGAGCGGAGCGGAGCCCGGCGCCCUGCCAUGGAGACGGGGGGCCUGGAGUGGCUGCCGGUGCCCGCGCACCGGCUCGUCUCGUGGGGUGCUGCGGGGGCCAUGGUGUUCGGCGGCGUGGUGCCCUACAUCCCGCAGUACCGGGACAUCCGGCGGACGCAGAACGCGGAGGGGUUUUCAACCUACGUGUGCUUGGUGUUACUGGUCGCGAACAUUUUGCGGAUACUUUUCUGGUUUGGAAGGCGUUUUGAAUCCCCUCUUUUGUGGCAAAGCAUUAUCAUGAUCAUUACUAUGUUACUGAUGCUGAAACUGUGCACUGAAGUACGUGUGUCCAACGAGCUAAACAUAAAACGCCGCUCUUUCGCAGCUGCAGAUAGUAAGGAUGAAGAAAUCAAAGCACCUCCCAAGAGAUCUUAUCUGGACUUUGACUUGAACUAUUUUUGGCAUUGGAGCAAGUUUACAGACUACGUGCAGUGUGUCCUGACCUUCACUGGUGUGACAGGUUACAUCACUUACCUCUGGCUCGACUCAUCUCUCUUUGUCGAAACGCUGGGCUUCCUCGCGGUGUUCACUGAAGCCAUGUUAGGCGUUCCCCAGCUCUACCGCAACUACCAGAAUAGGUCUACAGAAGGAAUGAGCGUCAAGAUGGUGCUGAUGUGGACCAGUGGGGACACCUUCAAGACUGUUUACUUCAUCUUGAAUCAGGCCCCUUUCCAGUUCUCCAUCUGCGGACUCCUACAGGUUUUUGUGGACGUUGCGAUCCUGCUGCAGGUUUACUUGUACAGCUCCUACCCUCAGAAGCCCGCGUCCCACCCUGCGCACCCUGCCAGCGCUAAGGCCCUGUGAGGGGCUCGGCUGGCUGUGCCGCAGGUCAGCGGUGCUGCGGAGAGUCACCUGUGGCAGCUCCUCUUCCAUUUGUAAAUACUCCUGCGCUGCUGAGUUGAGAGCAGAAAUGAGACCAAGCUUUGGAAAUGAGGCUGCAGCUCCAGCUCUGGAGGUUUUGGGUUAAAUAAUUUGCUGUCUGUGUUUUCAAACUUUGCUGUACAGGCCUGGGGGGGAGAGGGGGAAGGGGCACCUUAUUUUUGCAUAGGUACCUUUGAGCCUUACCAAUUCACAUAUGUUUGUAUAUUUAAUCACAAGGGCUGGAUGUUGUGUGUUUUUUAAUGCUAUUUAAAAAUGUUACACUACAGAAAUGAUAGGAUAUUUUGUCUGAAACUUUUACCUAUUUAUAUAAAGUCUGUACCUUGGCAGGAAGCUUGUGGCAUAUGCUAGUAAUCAGUAUCACCACGAUGUUGGAAGAAGAGCGAAUGCAGGAGUUCUCUUUUUUUUCCUUUAAGAAGGAUGUUUGGGGAGCAGAGAAAGUGAGAGAGGGAGGCCCAGCAAAGAGGGGAACGAUGGAAAUGAAUCAAUCCCAGACAGUAUAAAGUAUCGGUGUGCUAAAGAGUGGAAGGUGGGUGUUGGCCCCCGCUGUGGGAUCAGUGCGGCAGGUGAGUAUCACAGCGAUGUAGGAGGUCUGAGUAUGGGUGAUGCUGUAGGCGAAUCUAAAACAGAUACAGCUAGUCCACAUGUUCAACCAAAAGGAGAAGCGAACAGGAGACUGCAGGAGAAGCUCUUGGAUAGUGUUGCUUUGAAAUGGGGGGUUUGGGAAUAGCCCACCCUGUGCUCGGGGUGCAGCUCUGCUCCUCCAGGACAGAGCUAGGCUGUAGCAUGCCCAUGGCAAACCAAGGGUUCAGCAGACGAGUGUUGCCAGUAUUGCCAGGCAAGUAUUUCUAGCUGGCAGUUGAGAGCCACAAAGAUAGAAGGAAUCCUACUUUCAUCGCCUCAGAGCGGGGAAUGAAAAAGGUUGAGAUGGAAAAAAGAUCAUACCCUACAGAGCUGGACCAGCAUCUAACAGCUUGAUUUGUUGAGGCUGAGGUUUAUAUUCAUGUUGCUUAAUGCCAAAUAAGCCCAGUUUAUGUCUUGGGGCAUCUCUUGCAUUGGCCCAAGAGGGAGGGAGCACACGUUUUCCUUUUUCUGCAACUUAAGAUCUUCCAGACUUUAAGACAAACAGUCUGUAGCUGGACUGGGGGACUGAAAAGGCUAAAAGAGCAGAGUUUAUUUAUAAAUAUAAAUGUUGUCUGUAAUGGCUACUUGCCAGCGUAGGUCAGUGCGCCCUUUCUGAGAGGCGCACGUGGCUAGAGGCUGCAGGUGGUAUGCAGCCUGCAGCGGGCCGUGACCAAGGCCCUGGGCUCCUGCCAGUUGCCAUAAUGAAACUGUCUUGGCUGGUAGGAGAGGGCUACAGCAGGAUGCUUAGUCCCAGGAAGGGGUACGCCUGCGCCGCUGCCUGCCGUGCGCGACUCGCUCGCUACUGCCAGGUGAAUCCUGUACGACUGCAGACGGGGUGUCGAAGCUGGGAGAGGGUUUUAAAAAACACUUUUCCCUCUAAGAGUAGCACAAGAGCUCAUGUUUUCUUAAGUAUGGCAGCAGGUCUGGGGUUUAACAGCUUCCGGGUGUAAACCAGGUAACUUCCCAACCCUGUUUUCUUUGGGAAUCUCAUGGUCUGAGCCUGGACUGUCUUCCUUGGUGGCAAAGUGUCCUGCGCAGGGGAAGCCGCCGCAGUGUGCUUGCGUGGGCACGUCCGCCCCGCGAGAGGGAGGAUGGGGCCGGCCCCGUGCCGCUCUACAGAGCCGCUCCUCAGGGAGGAGGAAGGGGCGUCCCGGCGCCCGGGAGAGCCGCUCGCUGCGUGCGAGGGCCAGGCGCCGCAGGCUGGGGCCGGACGCUGGCUCCCUGCUUUUUGUGUCAUACCGUACUCUUCUAGGCCUGAAGUGACCUUACAGGGAUGAUGUACCCGGCAGGGCAGGCUAUGAAUGUUUUAUUCCUCUCUUUUCUCCAAUGUUCUGAGGGUGUUAUAAGAACAUCUGGGCUUUUGUCUUUUUUAAUUGAAAAUGUACUUAACAGCUGGCCUCGCUGGUAUGCUGCUUUAAUGAGGAUUGUAUUUCUACUGUAUGCAAAUGAACACUUUCUUGUGCGUUUUAAUGAUCUUAAGUUUUUUCCUUUUUUUUUAAUAACUUGUAAUGAUAAGAUUUUUGUAUAUGGUGGUCUUUUUCUAAUAUUCUAUGAAACAGGGAUAUAAGAAAUAAUCGGCUGUUAAGAAAUAUGCUUCUGUAUGUUAUAGCUUACCCUGGGAGCACACGCACUUGGUCACCUCUUUGGCUUUGAACUACAGGCAUUACUAAGGAGAAAACAAUAAUGGGUGUUUUUUCCACUUGGGACACUUCCCUGUGCAGCUUAAGUCUGUUACCAGUACCAAAACUAGAGUGCUCCGCAGAUGAGCCUCAUUCAUACCGGAACUGCAAAUGCUGGAAGAGAGAAGCCAGUGAACUCAUAUUUAAAAUCAUUUUCUAUAUACGGCAUUCAGCAAGGUUGGACACUUGGCCAGGAACUCUUGAACUUCAGCUAAUAAGAUACUUUAGAGACAAAACAUUACAGAACUACUUUUUUCUGGAUCAGGAAAUAUCUGUAUCAGUGAUCACCUCAGAGGAUUAAGAAAUCAAUUACUUUAAAUACAUCUCUUUGAAUGUAAUGGCACAUUUAAUCGAGUUUAUUUUCUGUCAGUUGCAGUGAUUUUUUUUU